AUGUCGGACUCGGUUGUGAUACCAACAAAGCACAAGGCUCUCAUCUACAAUGACCCUGGACACAUCUCAACCACAGUGGAAUUCGUCGACACGCCAAAACCUGGCGUGGGUGAGGUGCUGGUGAAGCUCACCCAUUCAGGGGUGUGCCACAGUGACCUGUCCGUAAUGACCAACGGGUGGCACUAUCAAGCGCCGACGCCGAAGGGUCAAAUAGGUGGCCACGAGGGCGUGGGUGAGAUCGUGGCGUUUGGCCCUGGCGCUGCUGAGACAUCCGGCCUGAAGCUUGGGAGCCGAGUUGGCAUCAAGUGGACGGCGAGCUGCUGUGGGAACUGCGUUAUAUGCUUGGAGGGUCUUGAUUCAUAUUGCGCAACUGGGAAGGUCUCAGGAUACCUGUACCCUGGAACAUUUCAAGAAUACGCUCUUGCACCAGCGCAUUAUGUGACGCCAAUUCCUGAUGUUGUGCCAAGUGAAAUGGCAGCUCCGUUGCUUUGUGCUGGCUUGACAGUUUAUGCUGCCCUGAAGAAGGCAGGCGCCGAGCCUGGUGAUUGGGUCGUUAUUCCCGGCUCCGGUGGUGGAUUGGGUCAUUUGGCGCUCCAAAUCGGCGGCCGGGGCAUGGGCUAUCGCAUGAUCGGGAUAGACAUGGGCGACAAGGAAGGUCUUUCUCGCGAAUGUGGAGCAGAAGAAUUCUUCGACAUCGCCAAAUACAGCAAGGACGCCAGCGUGAGUCUCGCCGAGGAUGUGAAGAAAGCAACCGGAGGCAGAGGCGCUGCGGCUGUCGUGGUUUGUACGGCCAGCAACGCUGCUUACGCACAAGCAUUGGACUUGAUAAAGAUCGGUGGGACAGUGGUUUGUGUGGGUAUUCCGGAGGGCAAAGAAGUCCCAAUUCCUAAUGCGACACCUUCGACGGCCAUCAAUCUGGCAGCUCGUAUUGUUGGAAGCUCUGUCGGGAACCGGCUCGAGGCUGUACAACUGAUGGAGAUGGCUGCAAGAGGGGUUGUGAAGACACGUGUGAAGCUGGAGAGAUUGGAAAAUGCCACAGAGGUUUUCAAGCUCAUGGAAAAGAAUGCGCUUCAAGGUCGGGUAGUCUUUGAUUUGCAAGGCUGA
Molecule: messenger RNA, 1104 nt
Organism: Capronia epimyces CBS 606.96
Lineage: Eukaryota; Fungi; Ascomycota; Eurotiomycetes; Chaetothyriales; Herpotrichiellaceae
Product: alcohol dehydrogenase
Exons: 4
Coding region: 1-1104 (367 amino acids)
Molecular function (GO): zinc ion binding; oxidoreductase activity
Source: RefSeq, a predicted model, not a curated record